GUCGCCUCUGCUGGGCUGACUAACCCUAACACCAUGGUGCUUUGAGGCAACUAGAAGGACACGCCCACACCGGCUCGACUGAUACAUUGGCUUUGCAUCAGGACCACUUUGCGCAUCAAAAGUUCAACUGCUGAAACAGAUACCGCCGGAGACAGUCGGGGAAUGGCCUCUGAACGGAACACAAGCAGAAUUCUGGCCAACCAGUUCGUGCAGCCGGCGUGGCGCAUCGCGCUCUGGUCGGUGGCUUACAUCAUGGUGCUAGCAGUGGCAGUUUUUGGCAACUUAAUCGUAAUUUGGAUUAUUUUUGCGCAUAAGCGGAUGAGGACCGUCACCAACUAUUUCUUGUUGAACCUGGCUUUCUCGGACGUUUCGAUGGCUGCAUUCAACACCCUCAUCAACUUCAUCUACGCGGCUCAUGGAGAUUGGUACUUUGGAGAGGUGUACUGCAAGUUUCACAACUUCUUCCCCGUCGCCGCCGUGUUUGCAAGCAUCUACUCAAUGACUGCAAUAGCCAUAGACAGAUACAUGGCAAUCAUUCAUCCUCUGAAGCCUCGCCUAUCUGCCAAAGCCACUAUAGGUAUCAUCUUCUGUAUCUGGAGCCUUGCUGUGUUUCUGGCUUUCCCCCUCUGCUACUUCUCCACCACCCGGAUGUUACCAGGAAGGACUUUUUGUUACGUGGCUUGGCCCCACAUGGCUGACGACUCCUUCAUGUAUCAUAUCAUAGUUACAGUCCUGGUUUAUGUGCUGCCUUUAGUGGUGAUGGGCAUCACUUACACCAUCGUGGGGGUGUCGCUGUGGGGAAGUGAGAUUCCUGGAGACUCAUCUGAUAGUUAUCACGGACAGCUUCGGGCUAAAAGGAAGGUAGUGAAAAUGAUGAUCAUUGUGGUGGUGACCUUUGCCCUCUGCUGGCUACCUUACCAUGUCUACUUCAUUGUGACGGGUCUCAACAAGCGUCUGAGCAAGUGGAAGUACAUCCAGCAGGUUUACCUGUCUGUGAUGUGGUUGGCAAUGAGCUCCACCAUGUACAAUCCUAUUAUCUACUGUUGUCUCAACAGCAGAUUUCGAGCUGGUUUUAAGCAGGUUUUCCGCUGGUGCCCCUUUGUGCGGAUGUCAAGCUAUGAUGAACUCGAGCUUCAGAACACGAGACUUCGACCGUGUCACCAGAGCAGCAUGUGUACCCUCUCUCGUGUUGACACCAGCAUCUUGAGCAAAAAUAAGAGUAUUUGUUCUCGUGGAAACAUGUCAAAACCAAAAUCUGAGCAGAGCAAUAAAGACAGUUAGACUUCUGGAGACACGCUUCAGCUCAUUACUCAGAAAUUUGUGUAGAUAAUUUUCAGAUGAUGCAGACCAAUCAGAGCAUUUUGUUCUGACCCCAACUCAUGACAGUCCUCUCAAGGCACUUAGCUGCAUUCAGUCAAGUUCAUUGCAGUCCAAUUAUAAUCCAAUUAAAACAAAUCCAUUAUUUGAUCUAUAUAAGUCUAAUACACAAUAACCAUAUUCAUGUAAAUCGGUUCAGAAAAAAUAAAUGUCUAGCUAAGAAAACCAGUAGAUUGCAUCAAAUCUAAUCUUCAGUUUGUUUCCCCAUCGCAAGCAUGCACAGGGCGGCUGAUAGUGGAAAGGAUAAACUCCCUUAUAGCAGGAAGGAAAAGCACCAACAGAAUCACACUCAGGAAGGAUGGUCAUCUGGAAACUUUAGGAAGCACAAGUAAACCUGGCAGCGAAGUGCAGGUUAAUAUGGAACUAUGAGAUCUUUAAGGUAUGACGGCGCUUAGUCAUUUACAUUAUGUAGUGAGACCGUGUGCAUAUAUGUUCGUGUUGAUUUACAGCUUACAAAGAAAUGAGUGUGGGACAUGUAGUUAUGGUAAAAUUUUACAGCCUUUUUUUGUCCGGGGGGGCAGACUGCAAUAUCUUGUAUUAUGAACCAGUAUAAUUUUGAUAUGUUCUGUCAUAACAUUAAAUUAGUAUAUGUCAAUAUAUAUCUAGACAUUACACCACACCAAAGUGAGUGUUAUGUUACUAUGAGGCACACCUUCUCAGGAAGCAGGAAAGCUAUGGGGGGAAUGCAGAGAUAAAGACUGGUCCAAGGGAGCACAUGCUGGCCAGUGUUCAAAAACAGGAAACCACUCAUUGUGGUCUGGUUGCAGUUCUGACCUUUUUUAUCAAGAGCUGAAACAGUGGAACAGUGACACAGCUCAGAGGCGGUUAAGUUACUUUGAUACAGUCUGAAAACCUUGAAAUAAGUAAGAAAGAUCGUUUUAGAUUCCAAGGACAUUAUAAAUCUCUAUUGAGCAAUUUGAAAAUCUUUUUUUUUUAAAUAAAAACAAGCCAGUAAUAUUUAUCCUUAUCAUAGCCCAAACAGGAACUGCUUGGAGACCAUUUGCAUCACAUUUAAUGACCAGAUUGUAAACAAACUGAAACUAAAAAGCAGAACUCUGGUCUUAGGCUGACAAGGCAGCUGCAGUGACUGUGGGAUGUCAGCAGUACGGGUAUUACUACUUCAAAAUGGAAGCGUGCAAAUCAGAUAUAAUGAAUUUGUGUAUUGAUUUAUGUACUGUACAUCAUAUCUGACAUAUUUCGUCAUGAAUGCCUUUCAUUAUUUGUAGGCUACAAUAGGUUUAUUCAGAGUUUUUGUUUGCUUGUAAACACAAGCUCUCUAUUUGUUUGUUUGUCUUAAA
Melanotaenia boesemani (Boeseman's rainbowfish) is the source of this 2675-nucleotide messenger RNA. RefSeq names its product tachykinin receptor 3-like (gene tacr3l). Gene Ontology annotation, molecular function: tachykinin receptor activity. Gene Ontology annotation, biological process: G protein-coupled receptor signaling pathway; positive regulation of flagellated sperm motility. The record is from RefSeq and is a predicted model, not a curated record. The coding region runs from base 163 to 1281 and encodes 372 amino acids. The transcript is spliced from 5 exons. Gene Ontology annotation, cellular component: sperm midpiece; plasma membrane. Lineage: Eukaryota; Metazoa; Chordata; Actinopteri; Atheriniformes; Melanotaeniidae.